CCCGGGUCUUUCUCCCGGCCAACAUGGCCGCUCCCUGUGUGCCCUGCGGCCGAGUGCUUUCCCGUCGGCUCUCUCACGCGGUUAGAGCCAGCCUCUGCCGGAGGCCUGGCUACUGGACAACCUCGGCCUUUGACUGGCAAACGGGGCCCAGAUCCCAGUUGUUAAAGCUAAUACAUACCACAGUUGUAACAACAAAGAAAAAUGCCCACGUCUCAAGACAGCAGUCAUAUACACAGGAAUUUAUUAAGAAGCAGAUUGAAGAAUUCAACAUAGGGAAGAGGCACUUAGCCAACAUGAUGGGAGAAGAUCCCGAAACUUUUACUGAAGAGGAUAUUGACAGAGCUAUUGCUUACCUUUUCCCAAGUGGUUUGUUUGAGAAGCGAGCCAGGCCAAUAAUGAAGCACCCUGAGCACAUUUUUCCAAAACAAAGAGCAAUCCAGUGGGGAGAAGAUGGCCGUCCGUUUCAUUUCCUCUUCUAUACUGGCAAACAGUCAUACUAUUCAUUAAUGCAUGAAGUAUAUGGAAAGGUCCUCCAGCUAGAAAAACACAGAGAUCCACUUUCAGAAAAAACUGAGUUCAGAGACCUGAUUGGCAGCAGAUGGCUGAUUAAGGAGGAACUAGAAGAAAUGUUAGUGGAAAAACUGUCAGAUCAAGAUUAUGCGCAGUUCAUUCGACUGCUGGAAAAGUUAUUGACAUUGCCAUGCGGUCCUGCCGAAGAAGAAUUUGUGCAGAAGUUCCGCAGAAGUAUAACUAUUCAAUCAAAAAAGCAACUGAUUGAACCUGUGCAAUAUGACGGGCGAGGCCUGGCCUUCAGCACCGGCACAGGCAGGAGGAAGAGCGCCACAGCAGAGGCCGUUGUCUAUGAGCAUGGAAGUGGGAAGAUCCACGUGAACGGAGUUGAUUAUCUGCUUUACUUUCCCGUCACACAGGACAGAGAACAGCUGAUGUUCCCUUUCCACUUCCUGGACCGGCUGGAAAAACACGAUGUAACCUGCACAGUCUCUGGAGGAGGGAGAUCGGCGCAGGCAGGAGCCAUACGCUUGGCAAUGUCCAAAGCUCUGUGCAGCUUCAUCACUGAGGAUGAGGUUGAGUGGCUGAGACAAGCUGGACUGCUUACUCCUGACCCUCGCAUCAGAGAACGGAAGAAGCCAGGCCAGGAGGGCGCCCGGAGAAAGUUCACCUGGAAGAAGCGCUGAGGCUUUCACAGCAGAGUGAGGAGCACUGUCUGUGUGCCUGGAUUGUGGUGGAGCACGCUCGGACACUGACCAAGGGAGGCAGCACAUUCAGGCAUUGUUUUGAAUUAGGACAUGAUUUAUUGUUAAGUGUUGUUUUGAUUACCAUCAAAAAUAAUAAAACGAAUGUUAGUUUC
Messenger RNA from Psammomys obesus (fat sand rat), 1369 nucleotides. RefSeq names its product mitochondrial ribosomal protein S9 (gene Mrps9). Gene Ontology annotation, cellular component: ribosome; mitochondrial small ribosomal subunit. The coding region runs from base 24 to 1196 and encodes 390 amino acids. Lineage: Eukaryota; Metazoa; Chordata; Mammalia; Rodentia; Muridae. Gene Ontology annotation, molecular function: RNA binding; structural constituent of ribosome. The record is from RefSeq and is a predicted model, not a curated record. Gene Ontology annotation, biological process: translation. The transcript is spliced from 11 exons.